Messenger RNA from Gopherus evgoodei (Goodes thornscrub tortoise), 2875 nucleotides. RefSeq names its product notum, palmitoleoyl-protein carboxylesterase (gene NOTUM). Gene Ontology annotation, molecular function: hydrolase activity. The record is from RefSeq and is a predicted model, not a curated record. NCBI's taxonomy places the organism in Eukaryota, Metazoa, Chordata, Testudines, Testudinidae.
CUGUCAUGCGUCUGCCCUGGGACGAGAAGGCGAGUCCGUGCGCCAAGAAAAGCCGAGCGCCCCCGAGCCCCGCCGCAGAGCCCGGGCACCAGCCGCCGGCCACCGCUAAGUACGCCCAGGCGCUGCCCUCGCCGCUCAUUGGAGCGGGACUGAGCGGAGCGACCAGACCCUGCGCUGCCCUGGGAACUGCAGGAGCAGGCCCGGGCCAGCGACCCCAGCUCCGGCGAGCCCGGGGGAGACGGAGCUCGCGAAGCGCUGCCCGCCCGGGACUAGUUCCUCCUGGACCCGGAGCCCCCGCCAGUCUGCAGCCUAGCGGAGCAGGGGGCAGAGCUCGUCCGAGCGCCCAACUCCUCAGCUCCUUCCCCCGCAGGUGGCUCCGGGUCGCGAUGGGCAGAGGAACCGUGCAAGUGCUGCUGCUCCUGGGACUGCUGCACUGGGGCCCCGGUGGCGAGGGCAGGAAGAACUGGAGGCGGCGAGGGCAGCAGCCGGCGGCUGCGGCGGCAGCCCGGGAGCGGAGCGAAGCGACCGGGCAGCCCGUGGAGAGCUUCCCGCUGGACUUCACCGCCGUGGAAGGCAACAUGGACAGUUUCAUGGCUCAGAUCAAGAGCCUGGCGCAGUCACUGUAUCCUUGCUCGGCCCAGAACCUGCACCACGAGCUGCGCCUCCAUCUCCUGCUCAACAGCUCGGUCACCUGCAACGACGGCAGCCCGGCCGGCUACUACCUCAAAGAAUCAAAAGGCAGUAGAAGGUGGCUGCUGUUCCUGGAAGGGGGAUGGUAUUGCUUUAACAGAGAAAAUUGUGAUACUCGCUAUGAUACAAUGAGGAGGCUGAUGAGCUCCAAGGAGUGGCCCAUUACCAAAACUGGAACUGGGAUCCUGUCAUCACAACCAGAAGAAAAUCCGCACUGGUGGAACGCAAACAUGGUUUUCAUCCCCUAUUGCUCAAGUGAUGUUUGGAGUGGUGCCUCUUCCAAAUCUGAAAAAAAUGAAUAUGCCUUCAUGGGAGCCCUCAUAAUACAAGAGGUGGUAAAGGAGCUGGUGGGAAAAGGCCUUAGUAAUGCAAAGGUACUACUCCUGGCAGGAAGCAGUGCUGGGGGAACUGGGGUGCUUCUGAAUGUGGAUCGAGUGGCAGAGCAGCUGGAGGAGAUGGGUUAUCAAGGGAUUCAGGUUCGAGGGCUGGCAGACUCUGGCUGGUUCCUGGAUAAUAAACAGUACCGCAGAACUGACUGUAUUGAUACCAUAACCUGUGCCCCAACAGAAGCUAUUAGGAGAGGAAUCAGAUAUUGGAAUGGCAUUGUUCCUGAACGCUGCAAACUGCAGUUUAAAGAGGGGGAGGAAUGGAAUUGCUUUUUUGGCUAUAAAAUUUAUCCCACUCUUCGAUGUCCAGUCUUUGUGGUGCAGUGGCUCUUCGAUGAGGCCCAGCUGACUGUAGAUAAUGUGCACCUAACUGGACAGCCUGUCCAGGAGGGGCAGUGGCUCUACAUCCAGAAUCUGGGCCGGGAGCUAAGAAAUACUCUGAAGGAUGUGACUGCUAGCUUUGCUCCAGCCUGUUUGUCUCACGAGAUCAUUACGCGCAAUCACUGGACAGACAUCCAGGUGAAAGGGACUUCAUUACCCCGUGCCCUGCAUUGCUGGGACCGCAGCCUGCAUGACAGCAACAAAAAUGGGAAAGCCCCUUUGAAGGGUUGCCCAAUCCAUCUGAUUGACAGCUGUCCCUGGCCCCACUGCAACCCCUCAUGUCCCAGCAUCCGGGACCAGUUCACGGGGCAGGAGAUGAAUGUGAUCCAGUUCCUCAUGCACAUGGGUUUUGAUGUUCAGAAGAUGGCACAGCAACAGGGCCUGGAGCCCAGUAAACUUCUGGGGAUGCUGAGUAGUGGUAGCUAGAAAGAAUUCUCCAUGAAAGGGCAAUGAUCAGAUAAGGAGGAGGAGCCUCUAAGCUUCUCUCCCAAACUCUUUAACCUUCUCCAUUCUCGUGCAGAUAUGCACAUUUACACACAUGCACACUCACAAGUACACGUGCACACUUAGUGUGUGUCAAGAAAAAAAGAACAGAUUCUUGCUUACACCAUUUGACUGAAACUCAUUACCUUUAAACUUCAGGGCCCAAUCCUGGCUGUUCAGAAUCUCUUUCUGUAUUAAACAAGGUGGCCUGAAGCAGCAACGUCAUAAACACCAGCACUGAGAACCUUUCCCAAGAGCUAAAAGGACUCUUACCCUUGCUGAGAAUGUUUCACAUCAUAGACUUACAACAUAUGGUGAAAAAAGCACUGGAUUUUUUUUGUCCAAUUAGAAGUGAAGGAUUACAUGACUUCCUAGAAGUCAGCAUCUCAUGAUGUAUCAUAAUGUACAAACCAAGGACAUGUGCUAGGAAUGGACACUCUUAUACUCAAUUUACUUUUGUAUUUUAUAAAAUGACUUUUUUAUUACUUAUUUUUUAAAAAAUUAAGCAAGAAAUAUAAAAUUAAUGAUAUUGUUUUGUAACAUAUUUUUUUUAAAUAAUGAAAAAACCUCCUGCUACUAUGGCAAUGUGGGCAUAUUUAUUUUAAUAUGUAAAUGCUAUUUAUAAGGGCUGCCCAGAGAACUGCUAAUAUGUCUUUGUAAAGUUGUAAAUACUGCUCUUGGGGAUGGGGUUUUCUGAUCACACCUGUGGGAAAGGGCAGUAUUGGCAUUAUUAUUAUUAUUAUUAUUAUUAUUAUUAGAUUCCAAUGUUCCCUUUGUAGUAUGUUUGUUGUUAUUUCUGGAAUGGAAAGGAUGUAAUGCACAGUCUAGUUACAGAACUUGGUAGUCAGAAUCCACCAUCCCAUGGCAGUGAUUAAUACAGGAUCACAAUUCUAGACUAUGUGCAGACCUGAAACUCAAGUAAAUAGUUUCAAAUA